Molecule: messenger RNA, 2637 nt
Organism: Mus caroli (Ryukyu mouse)
Lineage: Eukaryota; Metazoa; Chordata; Mammalia; Rodentia; Muridae
Gene: Bard1
Product: BRCA1 associated RING domain 1
Biological process (GO): protein K6-linked ubiquitination
Cellular component (GO): BRCA1-A complex; BRCA1-BARD1 complex
Molecular function (GO): ubiquitin-protein transferase activity; protein binding
Source: RefSeq, a predicted model, not a curated record
UUACCGCGUUUCGGCCUCCGAGCCCGAGGCGUCCCACGGAUUCUGAGACUCCGCACGCAGCGGGAUCCGGCGGUGACCAGCGGGGUGCGGCGCGAGAGCAAACCUGACCUCCCCUCCUCUGUGGGAAUGCCACGCCGGCCUCCGAGGGUCUGCUCUGGGAACCAGCCUCCUCCCGUGCCCGCCAUGGAGCCGGCUACCGACGGGCUUUGGGCCCACAGCCGCGCGGCGCUUGCCCGCCUGGAGAAGCUGCUGCGCUGCUCCCGCUGUGCUAAUAUUCUGAAGGAGCCCGUGUGCUUAGGAGGAUGUGAGCACAUCUUCUGUAGUGGUUGUAUAAGUGACUGUGUUGGCUCAGGAUGCCCAGUGUGUUACACCCCAGCCUGGAUCCUAGACCUCAAGAUAAACCGACAGUUGGACAGCAUGAUCCAGCUUUAUAGUAAGCUUCAAAAUUUGCUCCAUGACAAUAAAGAUUCAAAAGACAACACAUCUGGGGCAAAUUUAUUUGGUGAUGCAGAAAGGAAGAAGAAUUCAAUAAAAAUGUGGUUUAGUCCUCGAAGUAAGAAGGUUAGAUAUGUUGUGACUAAAGUGUCAGUACAAACACAGCCUCAAAAGGCAAAGGACGACAAAGCCCAGGAAGCCUCAAUGUAUGAAUUUGUUUCCCCAACUCCCCCUGUAGCUGUUUCUAAGAGUGCUAAAACAGCUUCUAGAACAUCUGCAAAAAAGCAUCGGAAGAAAUCCGUAGCUAAGAUCAACAGGGAGGGGAAUUUAAGGCCAGAAACAAAGGAUAGUAGAUUUGAUUCCAAAGAGGAGCUGAAGGAAGAGAAGGUUGUCUCCUGUAGCCAAAUACCAGUUAUGGAGAGACCAUGGGUAAAUGGCGAAAUAGACUUAUUAGCAAGUGGUUCUGUUGUAGAAUCUGAAUGUUCUGGAAGCUUGACUGAAGUCUCUUUACCAUUGGCUGAGCAUAUAGUGUCUCCAGACACUGUGAGCAAGAAUGAAGAGACUCCAGAGAAGAAGGUCUGUGUAAAAGAUCUUCGUUCAGGAGGGAGUAAUGGAAAUCGUAAAGGCUGCCACAGGCCUACCACUUCUACUUCUAACAGUUGUGGGAGCAACAUUCCGAGCACCAGCAGAGACAUCGGUGAGCCAACAUUGCUUGCAGAAAAUGUAGUGUUGGUUGACUGCUCUUCACUGCCUUCAGGCCAGCUACAGGUUGAUGUCACACUCAGGAGAAAGAGUAACACAUCAGAUGACCCCCUUAGUCUUUCACCGGGCACACCCCCACCUCUGCUGAACAAUUCAGCUCACAGACAAACGAUGUCAAGCCCCUCCACAGCGAAGCUGUCUUCUGGUGUUCCAACCAGGAAAAGAAACCACAGAGGAGAGACUUUACUUCAUAUUGCUUCUAUUAAGCAUGAAGCCUGCAGUCAUGGGCACCUGAAGGUAGUGGAGUUGCUGCUCCGGCAUAAUGCCCUGGUGAACACCCCUGGCUAUCAGAAUGAUUCGCCACUCCACGAUGCCGUCAAGAGUGGCCACAUCGAUAUAGUCAAGGUGUUACUGUCCCACGGUGCUUCCAGGAAUGCUGUUAACAUAUUUGGUGUGCGGCCUGUGGAUUAUACAGACAAUGAGAAUAUAAGAUCAUUAUUGCUGCUGCCAGAGAAGAAUGAAUCAUUCUCAACUAGCCAGUGCUCUGUCGUGAACACUGGGCAGCGAAAGAAUGGGCCGCUGGUAAUUAUAGGCAGUGGGCUUUCUUCACAGCAGCAGAAAAUGCUCAGCAAACUUGAGACAGUUCUUAAGGCUAAAAAGUGUGUGGAAUUUGACAGUACAGUAACUCAUGUCAUUGUUCCUGAUGAGGAAGCGCAGAGUACUCUGAAGUGUAUGCUUGGGAUUCUCAACGGAUGCUGGAUCCUGAAGUUUGACUGGGUGAAAGCUUGUCUGGACAGCAAAGUACGUGAGCAGGAAGAAAAGUAUGAAGUUCCUGGAGGUCCACAGAGGAGCAGGCUCAACAGAGAGCAGCUGUUGCCAAAGCUGUUUGAUGGAUGCUACUUCUUUUUGGGGGGAAACUUCAAGCAUCAUCCAAGGGAUGACCUCCUUAAGCUCAUUGCUGCAGCAGGAGGCAAAGUCCUCAGUCGGAAGCCCAAGCCGGACAGUGAUGUGACUCAGACCAUCAACACAGUUGCAUACCAUGCCAAGCCUGAGUCGGAUCAGCGCUUCUGUACGCAGUACAUCGUCUAUGAAGACCUGUUUAACUGUCACCCAGAGAGGGUUCGGCAGGGCAAAGUCUGGAUGGCUCCUUCCACCUGGCUUAUCAGCUGUAUAAUGGCCUUUGAAUUGCUUCCUCUUGACAGCUGAAUGUCAUACCAGGUGAACAUUUUAAGUUGAACAUGCAUGGUUUGUGAGAACAAUGGCCAUUGUGAUAUGUUUGGUCAUUCAUGUUUUUAUGAAUAGGUAGAACCAUUCGUAUUUCUUCCCCCUUUGAAUUGCAAAAUAAAACAAUUGAUAGUAGAUUAGGAAUUCAUUUCGAUGCCUAAACUGCUUUUAAGAUUUUUUUGUUGUUCUUUUUUAAGGGUGGGGGCUAUAACUCAAGUCUUAGGGUCUUCAUCACCUAUGUGUGAGGCACAGGUUCCACACUAGGAACUUAUUUUA